Molecule: messenger RNA, 3746 nt
Organism: Osmerus eperlanus (European smelt)
Lineage: Eukaryota; Metazoa; Chordata; Actinopteri; Osmeriformes; Osmeridae
Gene: aqp9b
Product: aquaporin 9b
Exons: 6
Coding region: 785-1606 (273 amino acids)
Biological process (GO): glycerol transmembrane transport; water transport
Cellular component (GO): plasma membrane; basolateral plasma membrane
Molecular function (GO): water channel activity; glycerol channel activity; urea transmembrane transporter activity
Source: RefSeq, a predicted model, not a curated record
UACUGACAAGAGUAAGACAUCAGAUAACUGCAGAAAUAUGGAAGAAGAAAGCAAGAGAAAAUUAAAGGAGCGAUGCGCCCUGAGGCAGGAUAUCAUCAAAGAGUUCUUGGCGGAGUUUUUGGGAAUAUUUGUAUUAAUAGGCCAUGCUGUUGGCCAUGCUGAUUAUCCGAAGGCAGCUCCUUUCCCUAGUCUGUCCUCUGCACUCCACCUGUCACCUGGGAAGGUUCAUCUCUGUGUCUGAGUGGCCCAGCUCAAGUCUGCAGCAGCUCUGUCUCAUCACAAGCUUAUAGGGGCUCUGUGGUCUGUGGCACCACAUUAAUGCACUAAUCCUGUCUCCAAAACAGAUUCAGCUAUUUUUGGAUGGUCGCCCUUCUUUGAAUACUUUGGUCUUAAUUGAUUCGUGUUGUUACCAAGAAAAUGGACGAUUCAUUGUUUUCCAUCAGAAAAUGGGGCAACCUCUGUGGAAUUCCUACAAGGGACGGGGAGGUCCUAUUGAUCUCAAAUGCUUCCUAAUUAAAAAGAACAGGCCAGUCUAACUAUGGGCAUAAUUAAGAAUUUCAAAACAAGGAGUCUUUCUUCUUCCAGCCAAUGUGUUUUUGCUACUGUGUCCCUGUCCUUAUCUGUGUGUGUGUGUGUGUGUGUGUGUGUGUGUGUGUGUGUGUGUCUGACUGUGUGUGUCUGACUGUGUGUGUCUUUUUCUGCCUGUAUUUGUCUGCCUGUCUGUGUGUGCCUGCAUUUGUCUGUGUCUAUCUGUGUGUGUCUGAAUGUAUUUGUCUGUGUGUGGAUGUCUGUGUGUGUGUGUGUGUCUGUGUAUUCCUGUGUCUGUUGUGUUGUGUCCCAGCUCUUCGGGUGUGGCUCAGUGGCCCAGACGGUGCUCAGCAAGGGGGCUCAGGGAGAGCCCCUCACCAUCCACAUCGGCUUCACUCUGGGAGUGAUGAUGGCUGUCUACGUGGCUGGGGGAGUGUCAGGAGCCCAUGUCAACCCUGCUGUCUCUCUGGCUAUGGUGAUCCUGGGUAAGCUGCCCAUCAAGAAGUUCCCAGUCUAUGUGGUGGCACAGUUUCUGGGAGCCUUCGCUGGAUCCUGUGCAGUCUAUGGGCUGUACUAUGAUGCCCUCAUGGUCUACACGGGUGGAGUUCUGUCAGUUACUGGGCCAAAUGCUACAGCUAACAUAUUUGCAUCCUACCCUGCGCCACACCUCUCAGUCCUCAACGGAUUCGUAGAUCAGGUAAUCGCAACAGGUGCCUUGAUCCUGUGCAUCCUAGCCAUCACUGAUGGGAAGAACAUCGGUGCUCCCAAAGGGAUGGAGCCCCUCUGCAUCAGUCUGAUCAUCAUGGCCAUCGGAGUGUCCAUGGGCCUGAACUGUGGCUACCCCAUAAACCCUGCUCGUGACCUGGCCCCGAGACUGUUUACUGCCGUGGCUGGCUGGGGCAUGGAAGUGUUCAGUGCUGGAGGAUGCUGGUGGUGGAUUCCAGUGGCUGGGCCCAUGGUGGGAGGCCUGGUAGGAGCUGCCAUCUACUUCCUCUUCAUAGAGCUGCACCACCCUGAGCCCGAAAAACAGGAGGAGAACAACGUCCAGGACAAAUAUGAGAUGAUCACCAUGAGUUAAACAGGAGUGACAGGGCAUCGUGGAAUCCUAACUCUCUUUACCCUCAGCAAGCAAAAUGUCUGCCUCAAUGAGAGUUUAUUUUUUAUUCUCAGUCCUAAUUAAAAAAAAUGUACCUUAUACUCUCAUAACAGUGUAUUUGGGAGAUUUAUAUAUUUUCAAUUUUGUCAUAUUUGUAUGACAAAAUUGUGAGACAUUUUUGGUAGCACUUCACCUGAAGGGGGUGAAGUUCCAUAAGCAUUCAUGGCACAUUCAUGAAAUCACUCAUAAAAUGUUCUAUGAAAACUAUCAGUCAUUACAACAUUGAUAUCAAAAAUGAAAUAUGGGCUUCAACAUGCAUCAUUAAUGUUAGAAAUAGGAAAGUGAAACACCUUUCACAUAUAUUCAAACAAUCAGAUUAUACAUUUUGAAAAUUACCUUCAUUUUGAAUUCAUGCCGAAUGAAUGUGCCAUGCAUGGAGGUCUGAAUUAUAUUUCCACACACAUGAAGGUGUAAAGAAUGCUUAGAAAAUAGCCCUGUCACUCAAAUUAAUGUUUCUGUAUGUUUGCAAGCCAUCUACAGUACAAAACAAAUAUCCCUGUGAUCCUGUGAUGUAUAGGCUACAGUCCGAAAUUCAAUUCUAAGUGUUUAUCAAAGGGACCUGAGGCCCCUUUGGUCCUGAGAUCCCCCAGUCUCAGUGCACUUCCACUGACACCAUAAGACCAACACCUGAUACGGACUAUAUUUUAUUCUGUAGGGGUUAGGACAGUGCACUGAUUUUAAAGAAGUUCAUGAGAUUUGUGUGGAAAGUUUACCAAGUUUUUAUCCAAUUGUCUAAUUUCCAAGCUGUCAGGCAGUCAGAAGUAGUAACAGUAAGUUAUUGAGAAACGUAGAAAAAAAGCCACAGUGAUGUCAGGGAUGGUAAAGAGAAAGCGUGGAUAUUUUUAGUUGUUGGCUAGGUUACUGGUAUGUUCUCUGGAUUGUGUUCCCUCUUAUGCCUCACUUCAUCCCUGCAUUUGUCACAGUUGUGUGAUUUCGCUCUGCCUGCGACACAGGACUUCAUCCCUGCAUGUGCACCAGAACACACACAUCUCUGUGUCGUGCUCUCUAACGCUCAGUCUUGUUUCUCUUCUGUAGUUUUUAUAUUUCCACAUAGAAUGCAGAAAAAUACAGCCUUAAUCGGUGUGAAAUGAGCCACACACUGGUCUGUUUGAAGUGUCUCUGAGCGUAGAGUUGUGUGUCGUGACAAGUGCUGCUUCUAAAUUAUUGUAAUCUACUUUUGUUUCCUCUUAUAUAAUGUUCAAGUUGUCUUGGAAAAUGUCAGAAUGGCAUGAAAAGCAGAAACGUUUAAUAGCUAGCCCUGCAUGAAAGUAUAUACAUGACAUGAUGAGUCCACUGAGAGAUAAGUUUACUCCAGCGAUCCUAGGCCAAAAAGGAAACUUUCUUUACAAAUGACACUGUUUGAUAGUAAGACACUAGACAGUAGACACUUCCUUAAUAUUGUUCAUUAUUGAUACAUAGUUUUACAUGGUACAGCAAAUUCCCAGAUAGGGCUUUGUCAUGUAGCAAUAACAUUAGCUCAUCUCUUUUUGAACGUGGUGAAAGGGACUUUACGCAGCUAACCAUAAUUUUAAAAAGUUAUUCUAUAAGUUAUACUACAACUGUGAUACCUAUACCCUUAAUUUGACGGACAGCAUUAUAUAAAAUAAUAAAUCAAUGUGCAGAAAUUAAAUUUCCAUUAUUAUUAGGAAAUUGUGGUAACUAUUAAUGAGAUGAUACUACUGACCCUGGUCAUUGCAUUGUGAUGUUAUUGUAACACACAACUGUACAUUAUGUGAUCUUUACGUGGCUUACCUGUGAACCAGAAAUAUAAUGCAGGCAGAAAAAUAAAGCCUUUGAAGUAUUAAUUUGUAUUCCCAUUAAAAUGCAUCUUCGUUUAUGUAGUGGUUUACUUUCCUAUAUGUCUAGUCCUAGCAUUUGCAAAAAUGUGUUUGUAGUUGUCUCUGAACUUUCACUGACACAUGUAUUUCUCUGAUUCUGCUUCUACUAACACAAUAUUUUCCUUUUAAGUGCUAUACAUACUUGUUUGUAAAAGUAAUUUUGACAUUUCUAUACCGUACUUGUAAUGUAGAUUUGAGAAAAAUAAACACUUGUUGUGGAUUUA